Messenger RNA from Malus domestica (apple), 2422 nucleotides. RefSeq names its product protein NARROW LEAF 1. The record is from RefSeq and is a predicted model, not a curated record. NCBI's taxonomy places the organism in Eukaryota, Viridiplantae, Streptophyta, Magnoliopsida, Rosales, Rosaceae.
ACUCUCUCUUCCCCAUAAAAAUAUUGAUUAAAGCUUAUUAAAAUAAGCGCACAAGCUGGUCACUUUACCAGCUUUAAUUUCAUGGGUUUCUUCUAUAGCAGCAGCAAACACUUUGCUGCAAACAACCAAACUGGCAAUCUCAGAAGCUUUUGACCCGAUUCUUGCUCCAAAUCCGCUGAAUUGUUAUCUGGGUCUUUUUCUCUGAGGUGUUCUGUGAUUCUGAGGUUCCUGCAAGAAGAAUCCAUAUCAUAUUUUUGUGUUCUGCAGCAGCUCCGCCAUUGCUGAUCAGAAAACCGGAAAGAUGGAGCGGAGUAGAUUUAAUAUGAGGAUGCGUUGUUCGGCUUCAACGCUAUCAGAUGAGUCGGCCUUGGAUCUUGAGAGAAACUGUUGCAGUCAUUCUAAUUUACCUUCGUUAAGUCCACCAACGCUUCAACCCUUUGCAUCAGCUGGACAGCAUUCUGAGACUAGCGCUGCUUACUUCUCGUGGCCUACCUCAAGCCGAUUGAGUGACGCUGCUGAAGAGAGGGCAAACUAUUUCACUAAUCUACAGAAAGGGGUCCUGCCUGAAACUCUUGGUCAGUUGCCAAAAGGGCAGCAAGCGAAUACAUUGCUUGAACUGAUGACUAUAAGGGCAUUUCAUAGCAAGAUUUUGCGAUGUUAUAGUCUUGGAACAGCAAUUGGGUUUCGUAUUAGACGGGGUGUGUUAACUGACAUACCAGCUAUUCUUGUCUUUGUUUCAAGAAAAGUUCACAAGCAAUGGCUCAGUCCAAUACAGUGUUUACCCACUGCCCUAGAGGGACCUGGAGGUGUAUGGUGUGAUGUGGACGUUGUGGAAUUCUCAUAUUUUGGUGCACCCGAGCCAGCUCCCAAAGAACAAUUGUACACAGAAAUUGUAGAUGAUUUGCGUGGAGGUGAUCCAUGCAUUGGCUCAGGUUCUCAGGUGGCAAGCCAGGAAACUUAUGGAACAUUGGGUGCGAUAGUAAGGAGCCAAACAGGCAAUCGGCAAGUUGGUUUUCUCACAAAUCGGCAUGUUGCAGUUGACUUAGAUUACCCAAAUCAAAAGAUGUUUCAUCCCCUGCCUCCUUCGCUUGGACCUGGGGUAUAUCUCGGUGCAGUGGAGAGAGCUACCUCAUUUAUCACAGAUGAGCUUUGGUAUGGCAUCUUUGCCGGAAUUAACCCAGAGACGUUUGUGAGAGCAGAUGGGGCAUUCAUUCCUUUUGCUGAUGAUUUUGACAUGUGUACUGUUAUUACAUCCAUGAAAGGAGUCGGAGAGAUUGGCAACGUUAAGAUUAUUGACUUGCAGUCUCCGAUCAGUACCCUUAUUGGAAAGCAGGUGAUGAAGGUUGGACGAAGUUCUGGUUUGACUGCUGGAACUGUGUUGGCCUAUGCUCUCGAGUACAAUGACGAGAAAGGCAUAUGCUUCUUAACUGAUUUUCUUGUUGUUGGUGAGAACCAACAAACAUUUGACCUUGAAGGAGACAGCGGGAGCCUCAUAGUACUUAAAGGUGUGAAUGGUGAGAAGCCACGUCCAAUUGGGAUCAUAUGGGGCGGUACUGCUAACCGAGGACGACUUAAAUUAAAAAUUGGUCAACCUCCUGAGAAUUGGACAAGCGGGGUUGAUCUCGGACGUCUUCUGAAGCUCCUUGAACUUGACAUCAUUACAACUGAUGAAGGGCUUAGAGUGGCUGUACAAGAACAAAGGACUGCUUCAGCAACGGCAAUUGGAUCCACUGUCGGCGACUCUUCCCCUCCAUAUGCGAUGCUUCGAAAGGAAACAUCUGAGGAGAAGUUUGAGUCACUGGGUCUUCAAAUUCAGCAUCUUCCUUUAGAAGUGGAACCCAGCAGCCCACCUAGGAAUCCGUCUCUAGUGGAAACAGAGUUUCAUCUGGAAGAUGGGAUCAAGACAGUCCCCAGUGUCGAACAUCAGUUUAUACCAAGCUUCAUCAGAGGCUCCCCACUACAUAAAAAGUACCAGAUCGAUAGAACAGCUUCUGAGAAUCUUUCGUCGCUAAGGAAUGGCUGCGACGAAGAUAUUUGUUUUUCACUGCAGUUGGGCGACAAUGAGGCCAAGAGAAGGCGUUCAGAUGCUUCAACCAGUGCUGAAGAACGAAAAUGAACUAGAUUACUAGCUUAAGCUUGGGGAACCAACCCGUUAUGCAUGAUAGGAAUGCUAUUUUGAGAGAAUUAUGAUGAAGUUGAGCUACAAUGAUGUUUGGAUCCAAGUUAACAUUUCUUGUACUGUUGAUUUCUCCUAGAUCAAAGUUGAAGAUAAUUAGUAUGCACAACUAAACUUCUAUGAGGUUUAGCAAUACAUACUCCUUUGUGUCACUUUAUUUCCUUCUGUUUUGUGCCAAUGUGCCCCCUCUAAACUUCAACUUUGUGUUUUAAAGUUUCAUGCCAUCAUCUCCUUUGUGCCACUUUA